Molecule: messenger RNA, 3938 nt
Organism: Periophthalmus magnuspinnatus
Lineage: Eukaryota; Metazoa; Chordata; Actinopteri; Gobiiformes; Gobiidae
Gene: slc22a31
Product: solute carrier family 22 member 31
Exons: 9
Coding region: 27-1934 (635 amino acids)
Biological process (GO): transmembrane transport
Cellular component (GO): membrane
Molecular function (GO): transmembrane transporter activity
Source: RefSeq, a predicted model, not a curated record
UGCUCUCUCUCAGAAGGCGGUGCGUCAUGGCGAGCGGCGGUGGUGGAGUGGGUUCCCCGCGCGUAACCACAGAGCGGCGCGCUCCGAUGGACUACGAGGCCAAAGUGUUUCCUCUCACGGGAGGAUACGGCCGCUACAACCGCGUCGUGAUCAUCUUCAGCUGGUUCCCAAACUUUGCAGUUCUCCUCAACUUGUUCAGCGACGUGUUUUUUACGCUCAUCCCGGAGGAGUUUCACUGCAGACCCGACCCUCAGCUGCUGCCCUCCACUUUUCUGCUCAGUAACUUCUCCACACAGAGCUACCUCAACCUCACCAUCCCCUGGGUGCUGGAGACGGGCCGCUUCAGUCACUGUGAACUGUUCAAAUAUCCUCCAAACUCCUCGGACCUUUCAGACCGCGCGCCCCGGGAGAGAGUGGCCUGUACCCGGGGCUGGGAGUACCACCAGGCUGCGGGGCUCCAGAGCAACUUUGUCACUGAGUGGGACUUGGUUUGCAGCGACUACUGGAAAAUCCCUCUGCAGCACAUCUGCUUCAUGAUGGGAUGGAUUGUGGGAUACAUCCUCCUGGGGACGCUGUGCGACUGGUUUGGGCGGAGGAGGAGUUUCCUGUUGUCUCUGAGUGUGUCCAGUGUUUUGGGUGUGUGUGUGUGUCUGUCCAACAGCGCCGUGCUCUUCCUGCUGCUGCGACUCGCUCAGGGCUGUACGCUCGCCGGAGUCUACGUGUCCACGUACAUCCACAGGCUGGAGCUGUGCGAUCCCGCCCAUCGCCUCAUGGUGGCGAUGGUGAGCGGGUUCUUCGGUCUCUUCGCGGAGCUGCUGUUGCCGGGUCUCGCCGCUCUGUGCCGCGAUUGGCCGAUUCUUCAGGCCGUGGUCACGCUGCCGCUCAUCCUGCUGCUCGGAUACUGGUGCUGCAGCUCCGUGUUCCCAGAGUCUCCUCGAUGGCUCUUGGCCACGCAGCAGGUCCCAGACGCCAAGAAAAGCCUCCAGGACUUCAGCUCCAGGAACGGGAGUCCACUGCAGGACGAGAUGUUCCCUGGUCAGACUGUGCUCACGGACGUCGACGCCGCGUUCGGAGACGACUGUCGGCCGAGGUUCCACACCGUUCUGGAGCUGCGUCGGACUCGAGUCAUCUGGAAAAACUGCCUCAUCCUCAGUUUCACUUUGUUUAUCGGGACGGGGAUCCAGUACUGCUUCACCCGAAAUGUCCACAGCUUCAAUACAAACUUCUACUUCACGUACUUCAUCCGCGUCCUGACGGGGGCGCUAGCGUGCGUCUUCAUCUGUUUGUCUGUGAAUCACUUCGGGCGGCGGGGGAUGCUCCUUCUGUCGGCGAUUAUAACAGGACUGUCCUCGCUGCUGCUCCUCGCGCUCACUCCAUAUCUACGCGGGGGCCUGGUCCUCGUCCUGUCUGUGGUCGGGCUGCUCUUCUCUCAGGCCUUGGCGAUGCUCAGCGCCUUUUUUGCCAGCGAAGUUCUGCCAACUGUCGUCAGAGGGGGCUGCAUGGGGCUGGUGCUGGCGGCCGGUUGCGUGGGGAUGGCGGCCUCUUCUCUGAUGGAGCUCCAGAACAACGGCGGAUAUUUCUUACAUCACGUGAUCUUCGCCUCCUUCGCCGUCCUGUCCGUCCUCUGCAUCAUGCUCCUUCCCGAAACCAAACGCAAACCCCUCCCAGACUCGCUGAAAGACGGAGAGAGCCAGCGCCGCCCGCCCCUCUUCCUGUCCCGUUCGGAUCGGGACAGCCUGCCUCUACUACGCACCCGCGCCCCUCUGUCCGAAUACAACCCAGAUAAUUAUUCGCGUUUAGUUUCUGCCACGAGAAAGAUGCUGGCUAAAGACAGUUUGCCGUAUCGGAUCGCGGUGCCGCAGGGCCACGCCCCUCUGCUGUCGGACAGCGACGGUCCCGGACAGGACAAUGGGACGGUCAGAGCUGUGGCGUGAUCCUCCCGCCUCUGGUCAUCUGCACAUUAAACAAACUCAUUCUUACUGUGGACAAACUUUACCUCUGACCAUGAAGUGUCUUGAACAGAUACAGUGCACUUUACAUUUGUGGAUUUAAAGCUGCACUGUGGAACUUUUCAGGUGGAGAGUCUAAGGUCACGUGCUCGUCUUUAUGGAAAUGUUGCUAUUGAUUUUGCGUUUGUUUUUUUUAGUUUGUUUCUAUUGCAACAAAAUCCCCCAAAACGCUCCCCAAAUCCCCCGUCGUGCUGUACAUAAGUGUGCUCGCCUCUCCACAGAAGGGACCUGUAUAUUUGCUCGCUGGCGCCACCUGUCUGUCACCGUCGUCGUUUAUUCGGUAAAGUGUUUGUCCGUUUGGUGGUUUAAAUUCCGAUUUCGACAUAAACAUCUUCGGUAAACCUGUUAGAUCCGCUGACUCGCAGGUUGGCGGUUCGAUUCCGGCCGCACACUGCCGCUGUGUCCUUGAGCAAGACACUUAGACGCUUCACCCCCGUCGCCCCCUGGUGUCUGGUGUCUAAACGUGCGUCUGAAUUUGCGUGUAAAUGUGUAAUUGUGCGACUGUAAACUGCUUUGCGUGUCUAAAAGUUGUAAAAGCGCAGUGUAAAUACAUGACCACAAGUUUAAUGCCACAGUGCGAAACUUUCUAAGCAAAGCAGGUAUCGGCUCUUCCACCGGUAAAGUUACACAGUGCAGCUUUAAGUGUCUCAAACUUCAUGUUUUACACUGUUACAUCGCUGCGUUAUUCCUCAUGAACCAGUUUUGUUUGUUAUUUCUUUAAUAGAAAAUCAUCGAAAUGUGUUUGGUUUUUGGGGGUUUUUUUGUUGUUUUUUUGCAGAUUUGUUUAAGUUAAAAUAAUAAAUACAAUGUUCCGCAGGUUUAAAGCAGAAAUAGGAAACUCACGAGAUAUUUCCUGAAUUUAUUUGAGUCGUUGGGAUUAUUCCGUUUACGUUUAGGCUUUAAACUGCAAAUCAUCAGCGUCGAGAAUCAAGACAGAAAUGUGUAAAUGUCCUUUUUUUUUUUUUUUAUUUCAGCCAAACUACAUAAAUAUCUUAACUUGUCGUGUUAUUCUAGUUAUUCAGUGUUUUAUAAAUCCACUUUAUCGCAUUUCCUCUUGUUUUUUUUUGUUUUAUUUCAUCCAAACUACAUAAAUAUCUUAACUCGUCAUGUUAUUCUAGUUUUUCAGUGUUUUAUAAAUCCACUUUGUCGCAUUUCCUCUUGUUUUUUUCACAUGUCGAGCUCAAACUGUCCAUUUCACGACCGAACUCUGCUCUAAACAUGUGACUGGUGUGUGUCAUGAGCAGCAGCACUUUCCCCAUUUCCAAACGUCUCACACACUUUCCAUUGUGUGUGUGCGACGCCGCCGUGUCAGAGCUGAGAGGAGCUUCUCGUAGUGACCACUAGAGGGCGCUGUAUGACGCACUGGACACUCGGCCUUAAAAUCCACUCAUUUGAUUCAGUUUGUCUCAUUUGUGAAGCUCUUUGUGCCAAUUUAAUGUAAUUCUACCAAACACUGAAAGCAAACACAGAGAGUUUGUGUUCCUUUUAGUCUCAUUUGAAUGUUUUUUUAUUUUAUUUUACGUUAUUUUUUAUUAUUUAUAUCCACCCACAUAAAUAACAAGUGUGUUUUGCUUUUUGAUUGUGUUUUUUCUUCUUUUUUUUACACUCUCAAAGCCACAGAUGUGCUGCAUUUAUCCUCCAGACUGUGCAUCGUGGUGUAUUUUCUCUGCAUUUCCGUGCCUUAAAGCGUAGGUUCACUCUUUUCAUUAAAAUAUAAUGUGAAGCGCAGAGUAGGACGUCAUCUGCCUGUGAAUUUGAUUUGCUUCUGUGUAAACGUGACCUUCUGUGUCGUGUGCUGCCUCCAGGACACGUGGGAUUUUAGUUCAGGCGAUAAUAAAAUCCUCUGGCUGAACCAACACGAUUAGUUCUUUUGUUUUUCAAAUAUUGUCUGUUUUUUUUUUUACGAAUAAAUCAGCGUAAAACUCCUGC